This is a messenger RNA of Phaedon cochleariae (mustard beetle), 737 nucleotides long. NCBI's taxonomy places the organism in Eukaryota, Metazoa, Arthropoda, Insecta, Coleoptera, Chrysomelidae. The record is from the annotation of a GenBank genome assembly.
AGUCAUCCGAGAUAAUGGGAAAACCCCUGCAAACUGUUGCUGCAAUGGCCUGCAUGAAGAGUCUUUUGAUGGUAUUCAAUUUCAUCUUUUGGGUAUCUGGUAUUGCCAUUCUGGCAAUAGGAAUAUGGAUGGAAGUUGAAUUGUACAAGUAUAUGGAGAUGAGUACUGAAUUCAGCGGCACAGCUCCUUAUGUAUUGAUCGGCAUUGGAUCUUUGAUAAUCCUCAUAGGCUCCCUGGCUUGUUGUUGUACCGUUAAAGGACAGCCCGUCUUGCUUUAUGUGUAUGGAGCUUUUCUAGCAAUCGUAUUUGUGAUGGAGUUAGGAGCGGGGAUAUCCAUUUUUGCUUAUCGUGCCAAACUUUCUGAUGGUUUCGACAAAGGUUUGACUCAGGCUAUGAUGAAUUACAGAAAUGACAGUACACAUCUGGCCGGAGAUUUUGAUCUGAUGCAAGAAACUCUGAAAUGUUGUGGGAACCAUAAUCCUAACGAUUGGCUGAAUUUGACACCACCUCAACCUGUUCCAGUUUCUUGUUGCAUUCAGGAAAAUUGUAGCACGGAUAUAGAGCAAAAUAUUUAUUCUCAGGGCUGCUACACGAAAAUAAUAGCAUUCCUCGAUGCCAACAUAGGAAUGGUGGCUGGAGCAGCAGUGGGAAUCGCAUUUUUCCCGUUAAUAGGAGUUGUGCUUUCCUGUUGUUUAGCAAGUAUCAUCAACAAGACCAAAUACGAACAGAUGGCUUAA